AUGUCGCGUGAAAUCUACCCAAAGUACCCUCCGGACCUCAACGAGGAGCAGCUUCAAUACUUGAUUACUAAUGUCAAAGACUGNGGCAUUACUCUUGGGCUUUUCCGCUCUGACUACAUGGUCCAUCUCGACCCAGCGAACUCUGCUGCCAAACCUACCAUUAAACAAGUAGAGUUCAACACCAUCGCUUCAUCCUUCGGUGGACUUUCUACACAAGUCUCAAAGCUGCACAACUAUCUUCUUUCUGUCGACGCCUACCCGGAAGAAACUCAAUCAACUAUCAAGACUUCUUCUCUUCCACCAAGCACAUCGGUUCCGUCUCUUGCUGGAGGUCUGGCUGCUGGUCAUCAUGCUUAUGGCGAAUCGAGAAGUGGUUCUCCUCUUUGUGUCAUAUUCCUUGUCCAGGACCCAGAACGCAACGUNUUUGACCAAAGACACCUGGAAUAUACUCUCUUCAACGAGCACCAAGUCAGGGCUUUCCGUGUAUCUUUCGACCAAGUCAUGUCUCACACUAGACUCGACGAAAAGCGAACUUUGCUCUACACUCCUCCUCACACUCCCAACAAGACGUGGGAGGUAUCACUGGUUUACUUCCGCGCUGGCUACUCCCCUGAUGAUUACUCUGGAAAGGCUGACUGGGACGCUCGUCUGCAUAUCGAACGUAGUGCAGCUGUCAAAUGUCCUAGCAUCUUGACUCACUUGGCCGGCUCGAAGAAGGUGCAACAAGUCCUUGCGACCCCCAACUCGCCUCACCUUGCCCGCUUCCUUCCGGACAAGAACAAAGCUGCCGAGGUCCUCAAGACGUUUGCCCCAAUCUAUCCUCUCGACAAGAGCGAAGCAGGUCAAGAAGCUUGCAAGCUUGCGCAGAACCCAGAAACAGCGACUCGCUAUGUCCUCAAGCCUCAGCGUGAAGGUGGUGGCAACAACGUCUACCGCAAAGCCAUUCCCAAGUUCCUCAAGGAGACCCCCGAGUCACAUUGGCCGGCUUAUAUCUUGAUGGAGAUGAUUGAGCCACCAGCCUUGACCAAUACCAUUUUCCGUAAUGGAGAAAUUCAAAAGGGUGGCGUUAUUGGAGAAUUGGGUGUAUACGGUGUUUGCUUGUGGAAGACACAGAGCGGUGAAGAUGGUGUACAACAGAUGCUCGAGAACAGACAGGCUGGCUAUCUGCUCAGAACCAAGGGCGAUCAAAGCGAAGAGGGUGGUGUUGCAGCUGGCUUCGGCUCCGUUGACAGUGUUUGUCUCGUCGAUGUAUGA
Messenger RNA from Aureobasidium musti, 1254 nucleotides. The record is from the annotation of a GenBank genome assembly. NCBI's taxonomy places the organism in Eukaryota, Fungi, Ascomycota, Dothideomycetes, Dothideales, Saccotheciaceae.